UCCCUGAACUCACCUGGUGGAAUAAUCAGUCUGCUGAGUGCAAACAGAAAGCCAUUUCAUUUCUAUUGGAUAUGGUGCAGCGUGCAGCGGAAUAUGAAGAACAAACAGGACACAGAGUUCUGGAACCGUUACUGUCAGCUUUCAAUUUGAUUUUAGAGGAAGAGGACUUGGAUUAUUGGAAUGAGGCUAAAACUGAGUUUCUGCUAGAUUUAUAUUCUCUUGGGAAAGAAUAUGAAACAAAAACUGGAAAGAAAGUCCUGCAAACAUUAUUGCCAGUUUACCAGUCCAUUGAGAGAACAUGGAUUAUGGACUUGACCAAAAGAAAGGCCUCCCUCUUUCUUGAAAUAUUUACAUUCUAUAAAGUGAAGAGACCAGUAGAGCUGAGGAACUGGACAACUGAAGAGAGUGAAUUAAGAAGUUUCCUUGAGUGUCUUCAGUAUAUCUCAGAGCUGAGGAUGAAUGAAAUGCUGAUUAGAAAAGUGACAAGACUGCUAAUGUCAAGGAGACAGGAGAACCCAGUCACUGUUGAAGAAAUCACACUUCAUUUAUCAUCUGUUGAAAGGAAACCCAGAAGAGUGUCUAUGCUAGUGAGUAACCUGGCCUGCAUUCUGAGGCACUGGACGGUGAGCUGUUUGGACCUCAUUGCCUGCACAAUAGAAGGACAUUCACUCGUGGUUCUUCUUUGUCAGCAGAAACAUGUGACUAUCAAAUUAUCUAAAGAGAGUCUGCAGCAACUGGCUUUAGCAGUUUAUGAAGCACAAGAGGACACGCUAGCAGCAUCAUUCCUGGAGAAAGUGGAUAAUGACCUCACCCCAUGCAACCUGAUCUGGGAAGUACUUCACUUUCUAUUGCAACAUGCCAGACAGAGGGUCAGAGUGAAUUUCAGGAAGUCAAAACUUCAGAACAACAUAAAAGAACUGACCCCUUUAUUACCCCAAAUUCACGCUUUAAGGUAUUGUCAGAUUUGUACUUACUACUUUUAUUACUCUGAGCACACUCUUAAACUCAGGUGAAGUUUAAGGAGGACAGAGAUGUAUUAAACGCAUGCAAGUGGAUUGUUCGAAAAUCACACAGACUCAUUUAAUUUGAAGUUUUAAUGAAUCAGGUCUAAUGCCCUUGUGAACUCUACAGUCUCUCUGUAAAUAAAUACCUCUGGUUAUUACUGCAGUACAACUUAAAUAAAUGCAACACUGUGGUUUUUUUAGUUUUAAAUGUAAUUCUGUCCCACAGUUGCUUUUUCUUUUGUAAUACAAAAGCCUCCGUAUUUUUGGCUCAUAAACAUCAUCCUAAU
Polyodon spathula (Mississippi paddlefish) is the source of this 1291-nucleotide messenger RNA. RefSeq lists its product as uncharacterized. NCBI's taxonomy places the organism in Eukaryota, Metazoa, Chordata, Actinopteri, Acipenseriformes, Polyodontidae. Bases 72 to 1013 code for a protein of 313 amino acids. The transcript is spliced from 3 exons. The record is from RefSeq and is a predicted model, not a curated record.